AUAAACAUAAAAAUAAUACGUCGACAAGUCUCACUUCGACGAUUAUUAUAGACGAAUUCCAAUAUUUAAAUCAAACUUGUUUUGUCUGUUUAAAAAAAAAACACUCAAAUAAAAUUCUCAGUGAAUGAUUAUUGAUUUUGAAAUUAAUCAUUGUAUUCACUCGAAAUGUCUUCUGACGAGCAGAAGAAGCAAUUGCUGGCGCAAAAAUUCUUUCGAAGUUUGAAAAGUAAGCAAAAAUCCCCCAAGACCGAGCAUACAGCUGUUUCUCCGAAAAAGUCAAAAAUGUCUACAGCCAAAACAGACGGACAAAGCCAAGAAAGUGAAGUAGAUUUAACAAAUCGAGCCAUUGAAGAGAUUCAACGUGAAACUCAGCGUGCAUCGAGAUUGGCCGAAGAAAUUGGUCCGAGUGGUUGGCGUAUGAAAACACAACGAACAAACAAACGGUUUUUGGCCAAUACAAUGCGAUCUGUGCUGAGUCACAAUGAACGAACUAGUGUCAAGUAUACAAAAGAGUCGAAGCGAAAAUUUGAAGAACUUUCGAAACGGCCACCGAAAUUCGGAACACGACUACAUUCAUUCCAGUCAUCGGACGAAAGAAUGAACAAAGAAAAGAAUUCUACAGAUUCGUCAACGAGAUGAUCCACAAUUUUCGCUCGAACCAACUGUCAUAGUUUGGACAUUUCUCUAAAGCAACUUUGCCUUUUUUUCUAAUUUUAAGUUCAUUUUACACAGAAAAAAAAUCUUUAAAAAAAUGCAUAAACGGUGCAGAAAACAAAGAAUUAAAAAUUAAAAAAAAAACACGUUAAAAGUUUUGUACAUGGAAAUGUUUUGUUUAUCGUUUGGUCCAUUCCAGAAUGUUGUUAACAACGGCAAUACUACAUGUGAGAGUUCAAGUCGGGUUGUCAUAGUGCAUGUUUAUUUGUCUACUGGUAUUGCUGUUGUUAUUGACAUUUGCACACAGAAGGUUUCAUUGUUUGUGUUGUGUGGUAGCCAAAAAAGCGUGUUACUUGUUGAAUACUCGAUACUUUUGCUCGACAAAUGUGUGAUAAAUACACACGAUUUUACUCAAUGCUCAAAUUUGUUAGUCUAAUUAUUGUGGUAAAAAAGAUGCUGUUCAUUUGAAUGUUGUUUAGUUGCAAGUAAAUCAGUCAAAAUGGAGGUGAACACCGAAACAGACGCAACGCUUAAAGAGCGGGUCAAUGAUAUUCUCGAUAGCUUGAAUGCGUUACCCGAUGGCGACGAUAUUGACGUGAACAAAUGUGAUAUUUUAUUUACAAUCAUAUCAAUUGCCAGCCGCGUUAUGAGCAUCAUUUCCACUUUGCUGUUGGCAUUACAUUAUUUCCAUGGUGACAAAGUUCAUCACUUCACAUGGACCAUGUGCUGUUUCAUCAUUCCAAUGUUUGUCACGAUGUUUCUUCAAUUGUCGAUCUAUUCUGAGGAUCGAAGAGAAGGAGCAAUUCGGAAAUUGAAUAUUUUCGAAAUCUUUUGGUCGGUCAUCAUUUUUCCAAUCGUAUUUCGGUACUGGAAAACACUGAUUUACACGCUGAAAUGUAAGCGAGCCGAAUUUCGAAAUGAUCGAGAAGAGCAGAAGAAGUGGUAUGCCCGGCUAGUCAAUGAAGACAGUGAUGUGGCUCUUGUGAGAAUAUUCGAAUGUUUCUUAGAGGCAGCUCCGCAGAAAAUACUCCAAAUUUCGAUUAUUUUGUCUGGAGAAGAGAAAAUCAGCACUCCACAAAUGUUAAGCUUGUGCAGUUCAAUGUUUAGCAUGGCUUGGUGUAUCGCUUCAUAUCAUCGCUGUAUUCGACUAUCUCAAUUGGAUAAAAUUAACAUUUCAUGGAUUGGAAGCAUUGUGCAGUCGAGUUGGCAUUUAACCAUUACUGUAUCUCGAAUUUUAUCCAUAGCGAUAGUAGCGAGUUUGUUUCCAAAGCUGACAUUGCUGUGUUUCUCAAUUCAUGCAAUCCUAAUGGGACUAUGGGUAUUCAUUUUCGAUCGGUCACCAUUCUGUUCGAAUUCAUUGAUUCACAGUUUGUUUUUCUCGCUCAUUUUGGGCUUUGUGUUCAUUUUCAAUUAUAUUCUGCCAAAAGCACGACCGACUCGCUAUCGUUACGCCACAUUCUAUUCGAUUUGCUUUCUGGAAAAUAUCAUUUGUGUGGUUCUCUAUGUGACAUUCUCGAAAGAAGAAGACAAACAAGAAGACUAUUUCCUUAUCCUGUGCAUUAUGUCAAUCGUUCCAUUCAUUGUGGGUGUAUUUUUCAUGGUACUCUACUAUUUAUGGUUUCACCCAAAUCUGGUGAGCCGUCGCAUAUACCACGAUGAAGAAAGAGAAAAAGAAAUGCAGAUAUUUUCAUCGUCAGCUGAUCCAGCCGCACCAGUAUCGACAGCAUAGUCUCACGUGCAUUGGAGCCGGAGCAUCCAACAGAAGACACAUGUCUUGUAUUGACAUCAUCAUCAUUCAUAUUCUGUAUUAUUCGACAGUAUUUUUGAUAGGAAAACUAAUUGUAACGAACGAACAAACUUCUUGAAAUGAAAUAAAGACCAUAGUACAAA
Messenger RNA from Sitodiplosis mosellana (orange wheat blossom midge), 2544 nucleotides. RefSeq names its product XK-related protein 6-like. Gene Ontology annotation, cellular component: plasma membrane. Gene Ontology annotation, biological process: engulfment of apoptotic cell; apoptotic process involved in development; phosphatidylserine exposure on apoptotic cell surface. The coding region runs from base 1154 to 2383 and encodes 409 amino acids. The record is from RefSeq and is a predicted model, not a curated record. The transcript is spliced from 7 exons. Lineage: Eukaryota; Metazoa; Arthropoda; Insecta; Diptera; Cecidomyiidae.